CUACCUCUCUUCCCGUGUGUCCGCGAACUGUAAUAAAACUUUUCUGUGGAAGCACGAGUCCAUUCUUACUAUCAUAAAAAGGCUUGAUCUUUGUACUCAUAAAGAACCCGCCUCUCUCUUUCUCUCCGAAAGUUCUUUCCUUAAACAAUUCUCUACAAUCUUUACUAGCUACAAACCGAUUUCCAUGCUUAACAAAGCAAGUGUUAAAACCCUAUGACACCCUGAAAGAAACAGGCAACUGAGUUUGCUUUGGUUUCUCUCUUUCUUCAAUGAGAGAGGAGAAGGUAGAGAAAGAGUGAAUUUCACUUAACAUUUUGGUUCUAAUGGGUGUAGGAGAUAGUUGGGAUACAGUAGUGUCACCACCACCAACAUCAGUGGUGCCCUUGAAUUUAGAAAGAGAUUAUCAUUGGAGACAUUUUGAUAAUUCAAUGAAUGCUGUGUCUUUUGGGUUUGUAGCUACUGCUAUAUUAAUAUCUAUGUUCCUUGUAAUAGCCAUCUUCGAAAGGUUCUUAAGGCCAAGAUCAUUGUCUUCCUCAGCUGGUGCUAAUGGCAGUUCUUCUCCUAAUGAUCUUGAAGCACAAGUUGUUUUCCAUGGAAAGCUUGAUUUCCCAUCUCCAAAAAUCAUGCAAAUUUGGAAGAUUAGUGGAAUUAUAUGGGAGCUUCUGUAGCGGGCGGAAUUAUGUUAAAUAAUUCAUCAUUUGCAUUAUAAUAUAAUAUUACGACGGCUCUUUAACGCAACCUCAUUUGAUUGUAAACAUAUUAGAAUAAUAGAUAUUAUUAUCCUAAUGCAUAUGUAUUGUCAUUUGAGUCUUAUAAUAAUAUUACUUUUUGUACCAUUCUUAUUUGUUAUUUACAACAAGCAGGGUAUUGCUUUCCUUGUUCAUGUGUUCAUUAUAGAGGAUUUGAUACAGUUAACAUUCUUUGGUGAACCUUUUGCUUACUUCAUGUUGUACAAGGCAGUCAUCUUGGCCAGAAACAAUCAUGUUUAUGCUUCAAAUCUACUACACCAAA
This is a messenger RNA of Populus nigra (black poplar), 1011 nucleotides long. RefSeq lists its product as uncharacterized. The record is from RefSeq and is a predicted model, not a curated record. The coding region runs from base 324 to 668 and encodes 114 amino acids. The transcript has 2 exons. NCBI's taxonomy places the organism in Eukaryota, Viridiplantae, Streptophyta, Magnoliopsida, Malpighiales, Salicaceae.